UCUGCGCUCUCGAUGCAAUUUUGUUUUUUCUUGUUUCGUUUUCACUCGCCCUCGUCUAGUUGGUCUAGUCGCCAAAAUCAGCUGCGUUGAAUACACUUUUUGACAAAUCAUGCAGCGGUGAAUGAGUAAUCCUGCGGCCCGAUUUUCCUGUCUUCUGCAGGUUUAGUCGCACAUCAGCUCUCGACUGCAGUCGACGUGUGAAUAUUGAAAACUGCCUAUUAGAAAAAAAGAGGUUGAAGAUGGAAUUACCCGAUUUGGGCGACCACUGCUCCGAGCCAUCCUGCAAACAAUUAGAUUUUCUGCCUGUGAAAUGCGAUGCCUGCAGUCAGAUAUUCUGCCACGCCCACAUGAAAUACGGAGAUCACAAAUGUCCCUCAUCGUACAAAAAAGAUGUCCAAGUACCUGUGUGCCCUCUUUGCAAUCAACCCGUCCCUGUUGGCAAGAAUCAGCAAGCAGAUUUCGUAGUCGGGGCCCAUAUUGACAAUGACUGCCAAAGUCAACCAGCCCAAGCAAAGAGAAAAGUCUUCGCCAAUAAGUGUUCAAUGAAAGGGUGUCGCCAAAAAGAAGUUGUUCCUGUUCUGUGUGCUGAUUGCAGUCUGAAUUUUUGUCUCCGGCACAGACACGAGCAGGACCACCAGUGUGAGGGAAAGGAGGCUGGGAGGAGACGGAGGGCUGCUGAGGCAGCAAUGAACAGACAAGGCAGCUCCUCUGGGUCUGUGCAGAGUGUCUUCUCAAGUGCAGCAAGUGCUGCAUCAAAAAUGUUCUCAAGAGCUCCUCGACAGGCACCUCCAGUUUCAGCAAUCCAGGGAUCAAUGAGUGAAGACGAAGCCCUUGCAAGAGCAUUAGCAGCCUCAAUGAAUUCCACAUCUGCGCCUAGUCAAGCAGUGCAAUCGCCAACUUUGACGCAGCAGGAGGAAGAAGAUCGGCAAUUGGCUUUUGCUUUACAGCAAAGUGAGCAGGAGGCGCGGCAACACCAGAGGACUCGAACAGCUUCUGGAAAUUCAAGCAGCAAAAACUGCAAUGUUUCUUGAUUCUCACGAUCAGUUGCAAGUUCUCAGUAUUCAAUCACAUGCUAAACAGGAAAAUUUUUGAUUUUUCUAGACAAAGCAAUAUGGUUUUACUGUUUGACCUUCAUCAAGUUCACUUGAUCAGCUGUUACACACACCUAUAUACACAUUCUGUUCAACACUGUCCAAUCUCUCUCUACCAGAUGAGCUAUUCUUGUGAUAAAUUUUAUGCUGAUUUUAUUCUAUACUACUACACAAUCAAUCACUUUUACCUGCAUAUUCUAUUUUAAUGACAUGUAUUGUUCCUUUGUGGAACACUAUUUUGUUGUAAAUAUUAUGUCCAUACACAAGAAUUAUUAUUUCGAUUGUUCUUUUUUGGUAAAAAAAAACCUGUGAAAAUAAAGGAAGGUUUUGGGAA
Messenger RNA from Neocloeon triangulifer, 1425 nucleotides. RefSeq names its product AN1-type zinc finger protein 2A-like. The transcript has 7 exons. Gene Ontology annotation, biological process: proteasome-mediated ubiquitin-dependent protein catabolic process; protein targeting to ER. Gene Ontology annotation, molecular function: zinc ion binding. Gene Ontology annotation, cellular component: endoplasmic reticulum; cytoplasm. Bases 240 to 1031 code for a protein of 263 amino acids. Lineage: Eukaryota; Metazoa; Arthropoda; Insecta; Ephemeroptera; Baetidae. The record is from RefSeq and is a predicted model, not a curated record.